CGUCGCUGCUUUUCUGCUGCUCCUCCGUCUUCAUGUUGUUGCUUUUUGUCUGUCUCCUCUUUGGUCUUGUUGCUUUUGUCUGUUUUGCUUUUACGCUUUGCCAUCUUACACACACAGUCACACCUACGCCAGCCAAGAGACUUUUGUAUGUAAAACUGACGUCGCUGCUUUAUUUUUUUCCCCGUAUUUUUUUUGCACAUUCUGCCUGUUCUCUCUUCUCGCCUGCAUUUUGUGUAUCUCAUCUCGUGUACGCUUUCGCUGCCUUUCCAAUCUCUUCGGCAUCGAGGCAACAACAACAGCAACUACAACCAAAAGCUGGCGUCGCUGUCGCCGUCGUCGUCGCCGUCAUCGUUUUCUCUAUUUUCCUCAAUCGCUCUGCCUUUUCAUUUUCAAUUCGCAUAUUUUUGCAAACUCUACUUUCAGUUAUUCGCCGAUAAUUGAUGUCAAAGGACGCAGUUGUGCUCCGCCGGCGCUGUCUCGUUGCCUUUUGGAAUCGACGCGGCGGGGACUAGUUGCCACACCAGUUUCCACCUUCCCCUUCCCCGAAAAAGUUCCAUUCAGUGUGACCAUGCCCAAGGAGGAUCCGUUUGUCAAUCGCGCCCAGCUCCUAAAGGCGAUCAAAAAGUAUCCGGAGAUCUGGGACUCCAACAACAAGUUGCACAUGUGCCGCAGCGUCACAUCGCCCAUGUGGACAGAGAUCGCCGAGCAGUUCGGCGGCCAUGUGCCGACAGUUAAGUUGCAGUCAAUCUGGAGCCAGAUGAAGUACCAUUAUCACAACUUGGUCCACCGCCAGAUCCUUCACAAGGAUCGCUUCAACACCAAGUGGGAACACUUUGAACCGAUGUCCUUCAUGUACAGCAUAACGGUGGCCAAAAUAGUGGGUGCUCAGUCAGGCGGUGGAGGCGGUGCCUCCUCCUCCGAAUCCCCGCCAAUUGGUGGUGCUCCGCCUCCCACCGGGGAGGAAUCAGCUGCACCCACACCGCCGCCUCCGUUGCCCAGUGCCUCCCAUGGUCGGGGGCGUCCCAGCGGCAGUUUCAGUUGGUUGCAAACCACAACGGCCACGCCUCCUCCGGCCCCACAACUGCCACAUCUUAUCGCUCAGCCGCCGCAUGGCCAGAGUCAGGGAAUGACAUAUACCGCCUUUACGGGACUGGUGCCACCGCCAGCGACCGUGGCCACGGAGGUGGUGGCCACACCGCCCCGCAAAUUGGGGCGACCCAGUUCGCUGCACAAUAGUAUGCGCGGUCGGAUUAUCGAUGCCAUUAAAGCACGUCCGUCCCUUUGGGCGGGACGCCAGCGGAGCGAGAAGGGACAGGGCCAGAGUCGAACCUCGGCAGUUUGGAAGGAGGCGGCGCUCGAGAUGGGACUGACUCCUACCCUAAUGCAGACCCGUUGGUCAAUCAUCAAGCAGCGUUAUGUGGACGAGUUGCAGAAGGAGCGUCAUGCUCAGUAUUCCCAUCAGGGAUUCCGUUCCACCUGGGAACACUUUGAUCGCAUGUGCUUCAUGCGGGACAUUCUGUUAAAGAAAGUCGAUGAGAGGGAACAGACCCGGGAGCAGAUCCAGGAGAUAGUCAGCGAACAGCAGCAUCAUCAGCAGCCGCAACCGCAUCAGCAUCAUCCGUCGCAGCAUCUACACCAUUAUCGACCACAGCCACCGCCGCCAGCACCACCAGCCGGACUAGUGGAGCAUGCCCAGGACAUGCCAAUUGGUUUGGUGCAGCACCAUCACGAAGGACACCAUCCACCGCUGGCCAUGCAUCAUCCACACCAUCCACAGGCCAUUCGUCGUAGGGUUAAGCACGAGUCCGAUUUGGAAUGGGAUCCCUUUGAGAUGAUACUCCAUGUCCAUGGUGCAGGAGAGCCAGCGGCCAACUGAAGACUGAGCGAAAAGAGAGAGAUACUAAAGCCCUCGGUUACGUCUGAGUAAAAUAUCUGAAAAAUUGAUCAAGAAAAUAAUUUUUCUAAAUUUAUUUCAUACAGUUUUGAAGUACU
Messenger RNA from Drosophila serrata, 1992 nucleotides. RefSeq lists its product as uncharacterized. Gene Ontology annotation, biological process: regulation of transcription by RNA polymerase II. The record is from RefSeq and is a predicted model, not a curated record. Lineage: Eukaryota; Metazoa; Arthropoda; Insecta; Diptera; Drosophilidae. Gene Ontology annotation, cellular component: nucleus; transcription regulator complex.